AAAAUUUGUUGCAGGGCACAUAUUUGAUAGUUUGUCUAAAGUUGUGUAUGCGUUUGGAAUGAAACAUAUGGAUAUACGAAUUUUCCCACAGGGUGGUGUCAUAUGAGUGUGCCAUUACGACGUCAACUACAUACGCCCUUAUUCUAAAUACAUGCGAUACGUUGCGGCCAUUGAUGGUACCAAGACACCGUCAAAAAAACUGUUUUCGGUAGGAUUUUGCAGUUAACACCUGCCAUAGGAGAUAUCUCAGAACUCUUUAUCCGUAGCAGGGGUGAUAGGAGACAAGAAGAUUUCUGAAGCACCAGCGACUUCCCCCCGAAGGAGCCUGUUGUUGGAACCAACGGAAAGUACCAAAUCUUGAUUAAGGUCACCUAUUUGAGCUGUCCUCCUCGACAGCAGACCCCAGUGUCUUCUAGCUGGUGUCUGGUGUGCCGUGCUUUCGCCUGAGUGACGUCACCAUGCCGGUAUACGCAGCCAAGAGACACGACCCACCAAUGGAUAUGUGGGACGACUCGGAGUAUUCGCAGCAUUCUCAAGCUUCCAAUCAUAUGGGAAUGCCAAAUGGGUAUGGAAAACAGAACGGCUAUGUUCCAAACGGGUAUGUCUCAAAUGGACCCACAAAGGGAGCAGUGUCUGCAAAAGAUAUUUAUGCACGGCGGAAACAGUACACAGACGCAAGGCUAAGAGUUCAUAAACCUAGAAGGAAUGCGACAGGUAAUGAGGGUCCGGAGAUGCCAAUGUUCCCAGUUGAGCAUUUGGCUACCUUCUCCGUUGAUCGAAAAGACGCUGUCUUGACGGUAGAAGAUAGUAUCCGCAAACUCAAAUUAAUGGACGCCAAGGGAAAAAUAUGGAGCCAAGAAAUGACAUUACAGAUUACAGACAGGGAGAUUAUUCUUGUGGACAAUGAGACACAGGAAACGUUAGAAAAUUUCCCCUUGAACACAAUCAUCAUGACAACGGCGGUGAUAAACGAGUGUAAUUACAACAGCGUGCUUGUGUUUUCUUGUAAAGAUCACUCACAGAAAACACCGGAUAUGCACCUUUUCCAGUGUGAUCAUAUCCAGGCUGAUGUUAUUGCUGCUGAACUACAGAGCUCGAUGGAAUAUGCAACGGGUAAAAAUAAGCAAAAGAGAAAGAAACCGCAAUAUGGCAGACCAGUCCCUGCCGUUGUAUCGAACCACCAAUCGUAUCAACCAAACAUGAGACAGGCCUCGCAUACGAGACGUGAAGAGAUGAUGAUUCCACCCCCUCCCAAUGAGCCAGCUCCUAGUCCACCAGAUGAGUCCGGUAACGUACGCAGUAAAGUAUUAAUGUACUCCCAGGCACAAGCCCAGGCACAGAAAGUUAAUGGCAAUUCUCAGGGGAAUCCAAUGCGUGCAUCUGGUCUUGUACGGCAAAUGUCGGUGAGUCCAAGGGGUCCUCAUGAUGAAGACUCUGUUGAGAUGUUAGCAAUGAGAACGGAACGUGAUGUGGAGAUACUGAACCAUUGCUUUAGUGACGUUGAGGCCUUCGUAGCUAAACUCCAGAAAGCUGCUGAUGCUUUUAAUGAGCUAUCAAAGCGGCGAAAGACUCGAAAGAACAAGAUUAAACAACCUGGUGAUGGUGUAUUACAAGCGAGAUCCCGACCUCCUUCAGAGGAUGAAUAUGUUGACGUGUUCCAAAAAAUUAAAUAUGCAUUCAAUUUACUGGCCAAGCUGAAAGCACACAUCCAUGAUCCAAACUCUCCAGAGCUGGUACACUUUAUGUUUACUCCAUUGGAACUAAUUGUACAGAGUUGUAAUGGACCAGAGUUAGCCAGAAGUGUCCUUUCACCUUUACUUACAGUUCAGGCAGUGGAAUUGUUACGAAAUUGCCUCACAUCCAGAGAAGGUGAACUGUGGGUAUCGCUUGGAACUGCAUGGACGACUCCAAAAGCCGCCUGGCCAAAAGAUCAUUAUGUUGCACAAUAUGUACCAAAAUUUCGAGAUGGCUGGGAGCCCCCAGUGGUGCAUAGUUCACAUAUAGACUCGGCUCGUGAAGAGAUAUCUGCUGCUGUAGCUGCCAAUGCUGCCGCCAUUGCUAGAGCCGAGGAAGUCAGGAGAGCACAAAAGGAGGGUGAGGAGCAUGUGUUCCAGUUUCCUCCUCCAAGUGGAGCUAAUUACAGUGAAACUUACUAUGCACGUCACAUUGGUAAUGGUAGGACACGUAGUAAUCAAUCGUCAAGUCCAACCCCGGGACCACAUUCAGCUGAACCAGCAAGUGUUGCUGCUUUCAAAGCAAAUGUGGCUAAACAUGUUGACAGGAACAAAGAAGCCCAUGCACGAGUCAAACAACAAACUGAAAUCGACAAUGGUCGCCUUCAGUAUCAUCAACACCAACCUGUGCUGCCACCAUCAUCGCAAUAUCAACAGCACAGUCCCCCAACACAGUCUCCGAGGGAAGGGAGAGUAGUCGAUGCCAAAUAUGACUUUGUUGCUCGGAAUCAGAAAGAGCUGACAAUCAUGGCGGGUGAAGUUUUGGAGGUCGUUGAUGAUAGUCGCAUGUGGUGGUGUGUGCGCAAUUCAUCGGGACAGACUGGUUUUGUGCCAUCUACCAUAUUGGACCCAACACAUGCCAACACUGCAGCAAGUAGUAGGAUUCCCUCGCCACCACCACAGUCUCCACCACCACCGCCAUUAACGAUGGCUACUGGCAACAACCAGGAACCCGUCUAUCACCAUCAUCUACAACAAAGAGCAAUCAAUCAGACCACAGUUACUCAGAACAGAGACUCGAUGUAUUCCAGUAUGAUUCCAAAACAGCCGCCACCCCAGCAGCAGCAACAGUUACCACAGCAGCAUCCUGCUCCACCACCUCCUCCUCCACCAUUGUCUGUGCCUCCAGUACCACCACCAACAUCACACUAUGCCCAGUCUAAAAAGACUAGCAGGCAGUCUUCAAUCAAAAGAGACCAAGACAAUGCGAAUGAUUUGAAAAAUCAACUCAGGAACAGGCAAGCCUUGAGGAAGACAGACAUGGAAAUUGAAAGAGCUAAAACGACAAAUGAUUUGCAUGAAGAACUUAAGAGACGUGUGAAUCAAGGCCCAAAGAGGAAUUUCCAAGCCAGACAACGAGCUCCACCUGUGAAUAUUAAUCCUGAUUCAAACCCGGAUGAGGUCACUAACUGGUUAUUGACUAAAGGAUUCAGCAAACUGACGGUGGAUAGUCUUGGUGUACUCACAGGUGCACAACUGUUUAGCCUUACUAAAGAGGAAUUAAAACAAGUGUGUUAUGAGGAUGGAUCACGAGUGUACAGUCAACUGAUGGUCCAGAAAUCCAGGCUAGAGGAUUCGUUGAAUGGUUCGGCUGAACUUCAGGCAAUUAUGCAAAGACGCAAGGAAAGGGCCAACUCAGGCUCUGAUAUUUACGACGAUACUGGUAUUUUACAUCAACCACCGCCAGAUUUUGCCCCAGCUACCCCUCCUGGCUAUGCUCAGAACUCAUCUGGAGACAACUCGCCUGGAUGGUGAAACAUACAAUGGAUUAUAUAACUCUCAUCUUGAUUUUUAGAUACAUAAAAAUAUAUAUAUAUAUUGUAAAACAUGUAACGGAACUAUUGUAUAAACGUUGCAGGAUUUUCUCUUCACAGUUUGGACAGUGCUGCCGUUAGAUUGAAUAUAAGAUUGCGUCACCCAAUCUGUUACAUACAUACAAAACGAAUUAAAAAAACAAUCAAAUUUAUUUUUAUGAAUUCACAGUCAGGUUAAAAUUGUAAAUAGUUUUUCUUACGAUGAAGACGGAAUUUGUGCGUAACCAAUGGACUAUUUACUAUAAAGCGAAUCUACAAAACAUGUUACUGUAUAUUUCACAACUGUGUCAGUAGUUUAUCUAGCGAUGUAGAACCCUAUAAUCUGCUUGGAUGUAAACUUUGUGAAACCAAGUUUUCUUCGUGGCACUAUUGAAGAAUGUUUUCUGCCCAUACCUACAAGCUUUGUGGUAAAAGAGAGAAAAAAGGAUGCAACAGUUGAUUGGACAUCUGCUUCUCAUAUAUUUCUUUGAGACUACAAUGCCGUGUAUACAGUUUUCACCUUGAGAGGAAAACAAGUGAUUUUUUUUUGUUUUAUGAUAGACCAACUCUGUUGUAGUUUUUAGUUUCAGCAUUCUUAUUGUAUGUGAGUCAUCAAAUGUACGUUGAAAGGACGACUGAUUUCAAAUUUGUUUUUUCAUGGAGAUUACGUACAUUUGAUUAAACGAUAGAAGCAACAGAGAGCUGUAGUUUUAAUAAUAAAUUUUAUAUAUAUAUAUAUAUAUAUGUAUACUGGGAGUUAUGUGUUUCAAAAUAUGCAAUAAUCUUGUAAUCAGUCUACCCACCUGUAGUUUAAUUUUAUAGCUUUUAAUACCAUUCAUUGUAAUACCGUUCAUUUUAAUGGUACCGAUUUAGUUUAACCAUUCUUAUAUCAUUCCUAUUGAUACGCGAAAUGUUUCAACCAUAUGAUUUUAUGUACACAGAUUAUUAUCAUCAGAGUUCCUUGAUCAUAAUAACCUUUGACCUAUUAAAGUCAAGAUUUUUUUUUUAAUUUGUACAGGAUUUACUUUUGAAUAAUAUUUUUGUUUGUUUGAUAAAUGUUUUAAAAUAAUGGUAAUGUAUAUUUUUGCUACCAUUCAGGCCAAAAUAACUACUGAUAGAUUGUUGAAAACAAAGUAAUGAUUUUGAAGGUGGUUGUUUUUGCAUUUCGCGUACGUAUAUACUUUCAACAUAUUUAGAAAAACUGUUUCAGAUUAUUUACUAUUUAAUACAGGGAUGUUGGUAUCUUACCCAGGAUGAUGUAAACAGAAAUAUUUAUCCAAUUUCCUUAGCUAUUAUGCCACAGAUGUCGUGGAGAAUUGUCUGAGGAAAAUAGGUAUAGGGAUAUUUUUUUUUUUGUGGUGAUGGGACAAGCCUGUUUACCAGUCAGUAUAUCGCAGUAUUAUUCCACUUGAUGAAUGAGUAAAGUAAGCCCAAAAUAAUAUACAAAUUACAUGCAUUUAACUUGGUUUUAUAACUGCUGAGUUUUCAAGAAAAAAAAAUGACAACAAUUUGUAUUUUUAACCAUAUUGCUGCCUGCUUCAUUUAACAAUAACAUGCUAUUUACCCUAUUAUACCUCAUUUUAUUCACUAUAUCUAUCUCAAUGUCUUUUGUUUCAACCAAACAUAACAAACUAUGUACUCAGUAUUCUGGAUAAAUUACACCUGACCUGAUACUUAAAAGUUUCACCCAUUGCAAGCUGUCAAAUUUGUUGUGGUUAUCUUAGACAGACUUGUAGUACCGGGGUAUGUUGAAUUAAACCAUAAUUAGUGAUGCUACUGUAUUUAUUUUGGAGGCUACACACCAAUGCUAAACGAUAGCAGACGGUUUCCAAAUAUAAACAGGAAAUUAAAAUUUGUAUUUACAUUAACACAUCGUCUUCUGAUGCUGAGGCUUCUAGCAGUGAUGUGUUUAAGAAGAAAACAAAAAUUCAGAAUUACCACAAGAGAGAGAGAAGUGGCAAAUAAUUUGUUUUUUAUGGAAACCAUCAUGUCACCUUGAAGUGUUUUAGCAAAUGAAUCAGAUGUAGUUGUUUUCUUUUUUUAUUAGUUAUUCUUAGCAAGAUGGAAACAAGUUUACUAUUGAUUGCUUGUUUAUGUUUGGUGUGAUUUUCAUCUUUUGGGAAGGGUAGGGGAGACUGUUAAAGCUUUCUUAUAAAUAUGUAUACAUACUGUAAUUAUUAUUCAAAGUCAAAAUAACACAUUCCAUUUACACGAAUCUUUACGUUAAAUUUUACAGGAAUAGGUCAGUUACUUAUAGAAAGUAGACUAUUUGCAAGGGUUCUAUGUUGCAUCAUAUCUGAGUAUGAUAAUGUAGUUAUGAUAUAAUCACUCAAAUCAACACCCAUUUGUACCAUGCUUUGUGUGAAAUUGCUGGGUGAUCAUACCCAACAACUUCGUACAAGUUCUUAAGAUAUCCUCAGAGUAUCUAAUGCAGCUGAACACCCUGUGAAUGGUAUAUUGGAAGAAUGCUAUGUUUGUGUUUUCA
Molecule: messenger RNA, 6011 nt
Organism: Saccoglossus kowalevskii
Lineage: Eukaryota; Metazoa; Hemichordata; Enteropneusta; Harrimaniidae
Product: epidermal growth factor receptor kinase substrate 8-like
Biological process (GO): Rho protein signal transduction; regulation of Rho protein signal transduction
Cellular component (GO): plasma membrane
Molecular function (GO): actin binding
Source: RefSeq, a predicted model, not a curated record